GACUAUAUACCUAUAAGAAGUUUGAUGAGAGCAGUGUGCCUUUGUCCAUAUGUUCGAGCAAUUGACUCAGGACUCGUCGCUUUUUGCCGAGCGCAAGAUAUUUCGUCGUAUUUGACAGAUAAACGUUUCAUCGAUAAGGAACUUCACUGCUUAUUGGAGACAGGGGAGUGCGAUGGAUUUGGAAAACAAGUAAAACGUAUUCUGCCCGUAGUACUCAAGGAUAAUUGUCGCCGUUGCACUUUGCAGCAGAAAAUAAAUCUACAGAGAUUGAUACAAUUUCUACAAUCGCGAUAUCCCACGCAAUGGCGCACGAUCAAAGGAAUGUACACUUCACCAACUCAUUUCAAUGAAAACAAAUAGUUUGUUUCUUUAUUUCGAAGAUGAUUAUAUGAUGACGUGGAUAUUGAUAAAAAUUAAUUCAUUAAAACAUGUGUGUUAAAUCAUGUUAAAUAUA
This is a messenger RNA of Cataglyphis hispanica, 454 nucleotides long. Its product is annotated as ejaculatory bulb-specific protein 3-like. The coding region runs from base 25 to 360 and encodes 111 amino acids. The transcript is spliced from 3 exons. NCBI's taxonomy places the organism in Eukaryota, Metazoa, Arthropoda, Insecta, Hymenoptera, Formicidae. The record is from RefSeq and is a predicted model, not a curated record.